UAACAAAGUCGUUUCGUAUAAUAUCGUCAGACACCCACAUUGUUAAGAUUCCCACAUUGUACUUUCGCUAUCAAGAGCAUAAGAUACACUGAUAACAUACUUUCACAAGUAUCUAAGAAAGCCGAUGUUCACUAACACUAACAUUUCGUUGUUAGUUACGGUUACAUCCAAAAGUAAUUUUAUCGAUCCGUUAAAAUGUCCGUGAACAUAGCCUAUUCACUAUUUGUCUUCAGUAGCUGUUAUCAUGUUCUUAAUGCAAUUAAAUUUUCUAGAGUGGUGUUGUGUAAUUUUACCUAAUUAAAUUAAUUAUUUAGGGUUUUUUGGAAAAAGUGGCUGUAUUUUAAUAGUGUAGUGUAAUACCACAAACUUGUUUCGUGAUAACCGAUACAUCAAGAUGCUUCGUUUUUUAAUUGUAUGCCUGAUGUGUCCAAUUGCUUUAAGCCAAGACUUGGUCGCGUUGUUUGAGCCUGAAGAAAUAACAGUACUAAUGAAUGAGUACGACUACGUGGAUUUUAAUAUUACAGGUGAAACUUUCCAAAAGGACGAUGAUAUUGUGGGUGUAUCCAGUCACACACAGCUGAUGACAGUUGAGUGGAAUUCCACUUACCGGCUGACGCAAGAAAAUGUUGAUAGCGGCUUUUUUCAAGGACGGUUUCGAAUAAAUGCUCUUUUUCUUGGAAGGGCAGACCUUUCAUUGGAAGUAAGACGUGGUAUCACCCGAAUUCCUGUGAAUGGAACUUUGCCGGUGACACUCCUUCGUCCACAAAGACCUAUUGAUCAAGCUUUUACCAUCAGCGUUGCGCUUUUUGUAUCGCUAAUAUUUAUAAACUUUGGGUGCGCCAUGCACUGGCCAACUGUAAAGGAGGUCAUAAAAAGACCGCUCGGCCCUGCCAUUGGCAUGUGUGGACAAUUUUUAUUUAUGCCUCUCAUAUCAUUCGGUCUCGGUUUUGUUCUAUUUCCGGAUAUGCCCGCAAUGCGUUUAGGUAUGUUUUUCACCGGAGUAUCGCCAGGGGGCGGUGCCUCAAACAUUUGGACGUUCAUUUUGGGCGGAAACCUUAAUCUAUCUCUGGCUAUGACUUCUAUAUCAACGCUAGCUUCUUUUGGUCUAAUGCCUGCUUGGAUAUUUUCACUUGGCCAAGUGGUAUUCAGCGAUGCCAACAUCGUCAUACCAUAUGCUCGUAUAGCAUAUUUCGUUGUGGGUCUCCUGGUACCCCUGGCUAUUGGGCUUGCUAUGCAGAAACUUACCCCACGAAUUGCUGGCUUCAUGGUGAAGAUAUUAAAGGGAUUCUCAACAACAUUACUGCUAUUUAUCAUUAUUUUUGCGAUCGUAACCAAUUUGUACAUUUUUGAAUUGUUUACGUGGAACAUAAUAGUAGCUGGUAUGGGAAUACCAUGGCUAGGAUAUCUGAGCGGAUAUGUUGUUGCUCGCUUACUCAGACAGCCUCACACAGAUGCUAUAGCAAUAUCAAUGGAAACAGGUGUCCAAAAUAUGGGAAUCGCUGUUUUCCUACUUCGAUACGCUUUGCCUCAACCCGAGGCCGAUCUUACUACUGUUGUACCAGUGUCGGUGGCCAUCAUGACACCAAUUCCAAUGACCGCCAUCUUUAUUUAUCAAAGAAUAAGGGGAUGUUUCCGAAAUCGAGGCAAAAAUAAAAAUAUUGAACCCUUAGAAGAACCUGCAAUUCAAGAAAUAGAAUUCCAAAAGAACACAGAGACUAAACAAGACGCUUAAAUUUUAUAUUUGUAAAUUAUAAUUAAGAUUUUUAAAUUGUAAAUAUAGAUAUUUACAGGACAAGCCAAACACCACAACAAUAGUCCACCGGAAAAAUGAAUAAAUAUGGUUACAACCAUGAUUAAAUAAGCAAAAUGUAAACCCAAAAUCUGAAACUGCAGUA
Pieris napi is the source of this 1895-nucleotide messenger RNA. RefSeq names its product ileal sodium/bile acid cotransporter-like. NCBI's taxonomy places the organism in Eukaryota, Metazoa, Arthropoda, Insecta, Lepidoptera, Pieridae. Gene Ontology annotation, cellular component: membrane. The record is from RefSeq and is a predicted model, not a curated record. The coding region runs from base 395 to 1732 and encodes 445 amino acids. The transcript is spliced from 11 exons.